Molecule: messenger RNA, 12468 nt
Organism: Adineta steineri
Lineage: Eukaryota; Metazoa; Rotifera; Eurotatoria; Adinetida; Adinetidae
Source: the annotation of a GenBank genome assembly
AUGAGUACAAUGAAAAUGUCUCAAAUGUUAUCUGUACCGUUAAGUCGUGUACGUUCACCUAAACUUAAACGUCAACCACCUGUUGAAGAUGAAAUUGAUGGUCAACAACAAAAUUAUCCAUCGAAAUCAAUUGCAUCUGAUUAUGAAUCAAAUUCAUCACGUUCACUUUCACCAUAUUGGCGUAUUGUUAUGGAUCCUGAAUCUUCAUCUAGUUAUUUAGAUGUACCUGAAACAACAAAUAAUAGUCGACGAUCUUCAAAUAAUAGUGUUGUACGUUUUACUCCACAUGAUGGAUCUGAUUUAUGUUCUAUUCUUGACAUGACUUAUGAAUCAGAAAAUCUUGAAAAAGCAAUAAUUAGUAAUGAUAAAUAUACUGUACGACGUAUUAUUGAUAUACAUCAAAAUAAAUUUAAUUUAAUCAAAGAUCGUUCAAGUUUAGCACAUGCACAAUCAGGUUUUCCCCUACAUCCAUUACCAUCAACACAUCCACCUUUACAUGCAACAACAUCAUUUGGUUCACCAUCAGUUACAAGUAAUACUGAUUUAUUAGAAGCAGUUAGUAAACAAGCAUUGAUUAGUAAUGAUAUUGAUGAAUUACCAUCAAUAUCAUCACCAGAACAAACUAAUUCCGGAUAUGAACCACAAAAUAAUGCAUUAAGCUAUACAAGUGGUCCACUUGCAAUAGCGUUAAUUAAUUAUCAUAAUCAAACACAUUCAAAUAAUCAUUUAAUAUCAAAUCUAUCUUCAUUUAAUAUUGGAUCAGUAAUUAAUGAACGUAUGGAAACUGAACAUGAUUCUAUGAUUACAGCACCAACAAGUUUAAAUAAAGAAUCAGUUUAUCCAACAAGUGAUUCACCUAAUGAUGCACCACCGAUAUUUCGAAAUGUUCUACAUGUUGCUAUUAUGUAUGAUGCUCGAGAUGUAAUGCGUAUUUGUUUAAAAUAUGGUAUUGAUCCUAAUGCAUCCGGUAUGCAUCCAAAUACAAUACAUACUUCAAGUAAUUCUCAAACACCAACAUCAAAUACAUAUUCACAUUCAAGUACACGUUUAUCACCGGAUUUACCACGUGCAUCACCAUGUCGUAAUGGUACUUUAGAUUACACUAAUUAUUAUACUAAUGAACGUUUAUUUACGUUACCACCAUUAUUUCUUGCUGCACAACGUAAUAAUCAUUAUGCAUGUACACUUUUACUUAAAUAUGGUGCAAAUGUAAAUGUACGUGAUGAGCAAUAUUGUAGUCCAUUACAUUUAGCUGCACGUUUACAACAUGAUGUAUGUGAUAUACUUAUAUCUCAUCAUGCUUGUAUAACAAUAUCAAAUAAAUAUGGUGAUACACCAUUAUCAUUAUGGCCUAAUGUUAAACAAUUACAAAUAACAUUCGUUGAACGUGAAUUUAACAAAUUAUGUCGUAAACAUUCAUCUAUGUCAAAACGUUAUCGAUUUUUAUCACGUGAUAAUAAUAAUGAUCAUUAUCAAACAGUUUCAUCUAUGAUGAAUUAUAAUAAUAAUAAUGGUUUAGUUCCAGGACAUGGUUUAAAAAAUUUAAAACGUGUUUUUCGAUAUAGUGGCAGUGAUUCUUAUGAUUCGAAAUCAUUUAAAAAAAGUUAUUCAUCACAAAGUUCUAUUGGCAAAUCUAAACGAUUAGCUGGAAGUAAUUUACAAGCAAAUGGACAAGGAACAUCUGCUGGUCGUAGUGAAUCUCGACAAGUUUCAGAAGAACGUGAUGAUACUGAUAUACCACAUUUUGGACGAUCAUCAAAUAUUAAACGUAAAAAUGGUACCUCAUCGUUGGCUGUCAACAUUCUUCAUCCUCAUAAAUCAUCACGUCGACAACAACACUAUGCAGCAGCAGCAGCCGCUCAGGCGUCAGCAGAAACACAUGCGCUCAAUGAUCGGCUCUUUAAACGAUUUUCUGAAUUAAGUCGACUUGCGACUAAUAGCGAAUGUAUCGAUCAAUUGAUGGAUUUAUUGCGUAUGCAAAAUUCAAUGGACGAAAUAUUAAAUCUUAUAAGUCAAGCAACAUCAUCACAAGUACAUGCACGUAUUGCCGAACUUCUUCAUACAUUACUUAAUACUUGCUAUCAAGAAUUUUUACGCAAUCAUGAUAAACGUGAUCAUGUGGAAAAAUUUCAAGUACAUACUAAAAAAUUAUUGGACAUAUCAUUGGAAUUAUUAUCAAGUGAUAUGGUCAAUAUGCAAUAUCUUGCAUUAAUAACAAUAAAUCGUUUAUAUGAUGUAUAUGUAUAUCACAAUUUAAUAAAUCCAGGUCGUUAUAAUGCAUGUUAUAUACCACCAUCAAGACGACAAUUAACAUUAAAUUCAAUGAUAAAUACGAAUUCAUCUACAUCGAAUUCAAAUCCAUGUGAUGAAAUUAAAACUGGAACUGAUCGUUUACCAAAAACAUCAACAUUAUCAAGUAUUUUACGUAAAAUCUCUCGUGAAACAGAUGAAAAACGUGCAGUAGCAGCUGCAGCAACGGGAGGAAAUGCUUAUUCAAAUUCAAAAUUAUCAUCGAAUUCAACACAACAAACAUCUGGUCCAGGACCUGGUGGAGGUGGUGGUAGUGGUAGUGGUAACAAUAAUAAUAGUGGAAAUACUAGUGGGAAUACUGGUCAUUUAACACGUGAAGCAUCAAAACGAUGGAUUCCACUGUAUAGUAAUGAUAAUCUUGCUCCUGCAUCUUCUUCUUCGUCUGUACCGCCUCCGUCAUCAUCUCCAAACAUCUCAUUAUCUCAAGGAGCAAAACUAUCAUCUUCGGAUGUAACAAAUCCUCAAGCAUCCCCUUCAAGUGCAUCAAAAUCUCAUUUACUUAAUUCUGAAAAUUCACCAAUUAACAAUACAUCAACAACGUCCGAUGAUAAUUCAAAUACUGUUUAUACAUAUGAACCAUUUUCAUUGUUAUAUAAAAUUGAACCAAUACAUCUUUUACGUUUAAUGCGUACACGUUUAGAUGCUCAUCGUCGUGAUUUUAAUAAUCGACCUAAAUGUGUACCAUCAACACGUUCACCAUUAUGUACACAUCAUUGUGUUGUUAUUUUAGCUGCACGUAUAUUAACCGUACUCUGUCAAGAUCAUGCAUUUCAAAUGCGAUUUAUUAGUACAAAAGAAAAUUUAGCUAUUAUUAUUGAUAUGUUGAAUAUUAAUAAUGAUCCGCAUUUAAUCUGUUUAAUCUUACAAACAUUGGGAGUUGUGGCAUUAAAUCCUGAUUCUCAUGAAGUUUUAACACAAGCAGAUAUACCCGAUACUGUUUUACAUUUAAUUUUACCAGCUGAUGAAAUGUUUUAUACAAAUCAAACAACGAAAUUUGCUCGCUAUGUUAAACAUCUUGGUGCAAGAAUACUUGUUUAUAUGGGUUUACUUACAAAAGUUAGCAAUAAAGUUAACCUAUUCGAUAUACUUGAUGUUGAACCAGAACCACUUGAUUGUGAUAAACCACAAUCAUUUGAAAAUAAUUUUGUUCAUCAUAUGGCUGUUGGUGAAACUGUUGUUGGAACAUUAUGGACAUCAUUUGCUGGUAUAUGUAUUGAAAAAUUACUUGAUGAAUUACUUAAAAAUGGAAUUAAUCAAAAAAAAAUGACAUCGAAAGAAUCUCAAGAUCUCUCUCAAGGUGUUACAAGUCCAACUUCAACUUCAACAUCACCAAUGAUGAAUUCAAGUGAUAAUCUCCUUUAUAAUCUUUCAUAUUUAUCAUCUGUGAUACAUCCUGUUAUCAUACUUCGUUUACUUGAGCAUCGUUUAUUUACACCAUUAUUUAAAAAAAAAGCAGUCACAAGUAAUCCUCCACCGCCUCCAAUACCAAAUCCCAUACAAAUUAAUGAAACUAAAACUGUUAAUCCAACUAUAACACCAAAUAUAGGUACAUCUGCACUUGCAUCUAUUCCAACAUUACCAAAAUUAGAUCCAUUCAAACGACAACGUAGUUCAUUAACAAAAGAUACAUUUUCAUCAAAUACAACAAAUGAUCGUUCAUCAUUAUUAACAAAAUUUACACAUUCAACAUAUGAUAAACAUCGAAAAUCAUCAAAAAAUACAACACCAAGUCCAUCUAUAUCUGGUAUAGCGUCAACCAAUUCUCAAAGUUCAACUGCUAAUAAUAAUAUGAAUAAUCAACCAAUGGUAUCAACAUCAUCAACUACUGGAUUAAAUACAAAUGAUUUAUCAUUAUUAUUAACAUCACCAAUAUCAUCAUCAUCAUCAACAAAUAUUUCUAAUCAAUCGACAACAUCGUCACGUAAAUGGUUUUGGAGAAAUUCAGAAAAAAGUACUCCAACAAAUAUUCCAAAUGAUCGAAAUCCAUUAUUACAAGCUAUUGUUGAAACUGAUACAUUAGGAUCACCAAAUAAUAACCAAUCAACAUUAAAUCCAGUAACAAAUGUUGCUGGUGUUGGAGAAAUAAAAUUAUUAGAAAAAGAAUUAUUAAAUUUACCAUCAUUUCAAUUAAGUGAUUCACAAAAUCCAUUAUUACCAAGUCCAACAAGUCUAAAUUAUGAUUUUACAACACAAUUUGAUCAAACAAAAGAAAAUAAUUCAUAUAAAUCAAAACUAAAUGAUAAUGAUUCUUCAUCAUCUUUAGCAGAAAACAGUGGUGGUGGUCUCUUGACAACACUAAAUAUUCCAUGUGUUGCUGUACGCACUCCAUCUGAUGAUAGUAAUCGAUCAUCAAGUCAUAAUAGUACUCCAUCAAGACAUUUAUCAUCAUCAGAUAAUCAACAGCAACGUUCUUUAUCAAAUACACGUAUGUCUGUACGUGAAACUGUAAAAAGUUUAUUUCGUUCAUCAAAAACAUUCGACAAUAUGUCAAGUACACGUAAUAAUACGAAUAAUGGAUCAAUAAAUCGUUCUGUACGUAAUCGAAAUUCAUCAAAUCAAAAAUCUUCAUCACCAGUUAUGAAUAAUCAGCUAUCACAUUCACAACCAAUUGUAACUGAAUCCUUAAUGAAUGAUAAUAAUAAUCAUUUUGAAUCACCACUUAUAAGUCAUAGUGAACAAACACCGUUACUUGAUCGUCGAUCUGAAUCGAAACGUCAGAGUCAUACUAAAGCUUCAUUUGAUAGUAAACAUAAUAAUCAAAAUCAAAAACCUAAACAUACACGUUUAAAUCGUGAAGGAUUACAUUUACCACUUGAUAUUGAUGGUUUACAUCGUAGUCGUUCAUGUGCCGAUGGAAUUAUUUUACCAUCGAAUAAUCAUCAUCAUCAUCAUAAUCAUCAAGAAAUUGAUUUAUUAAAUGAAACAUCAAUAAUACCGGCUAUAAUACCAAAUCAUCAACCAAAUAAUACUGAUGUUGCAUCAUUACAUUCAUUAGAUAGUACAGGAUCUUCACUUUCAACUUAUCUAUCACCACAACAACCAAUUACAACACAAUUAUCAGCACCACCACAAUUAAUUAGCAAUGGAAAGAAUGAGAUAAAUAAAUCUCAAGAAUCACUUUUUAGUUGUUCAUCACCAGUGCAUAAACAACAUUCAUUAAAAUCACUUAUUAUGGCUGCAACUACAAAAGAUACAGCUACGAAACAAGGCAAUGAAGUUCUUUUUCUUAUUGCUAACUGGGUAUUAAGAUCACCUGAAGAUUUUCAAGAUUAUCUUGUACAAAAAGAAUUACGAAGUUUUUUUACUCUACUUGAAUCAUUACGUAGUUCAUUUCGUAGUUGGACAAGUCAAAUAAAAGAAAUACUUUCUCUACAAGAUGUAGAAUCACCGUUAGGUACAGAAAUGGAUGAUUGUACUACUGAAGAUAUUUAUCGAGAAUAUGUUAAAAUGCAACGUGAUAUUGUUUCUGGUCGUUUAAUUUGUUCGAAAGAAGAAGCCGCAACAUUAGCUGCUGUACAAUUACGUCUGGAAGCAUGGCCAGACGAAAAUCUUGAUCUUGCUGAAGGUAAUCUUGCUGAAGAUGAAUUACAUACAUUAAAUUUACAAUUAAAUGAUCAAACAUCUCCAACAUCACUAACAGGUACAAGUGGUAUUUCUGGUUUACAUUCAAUGACAUCAUCAUGGCGUGAUCGUCGUCGUCGUAAUCUAGUUAAAUUUCGUUUAACUGAUAUACCUUGUUGCAAACGUGUAGAUUCAAGUAUACAUAAAUCAAAAAAACCAUUUCUUCCACCAGAUUUUCGUCAUAGCAAUGAAAUUCUUAAAUUAAUUAAAGAUAAACAAAGAAAACUAUUUCAUAUAAAUGAUUAUGAUAAUCCAGCACGUUUAAAAGAAUGUUAUGUACGUUUAUGUCGGAAUUUAUCAUCUUAUAAUGCUGAAAUGUAUGUUGUUAAAGAAAUUCAUGGAAAACGAUCAAAAAGAAAAGGAAAUCGAAUUUUAUGUAUUCGAUCAGAUAAAAUAUGUUUAUUAGAUAUGAAAACACGUAUUAUUUAUAAAGAACAACGUAUUGCUGAUCUUGAACAUUGGAUAACAAGUGGUCAUCAUUUAAGUGCUGGUACAAAUGAUCUUAUUUUAGAAUUUCGUAAUAAAACAAAAUGGCGUUUACAAUUAAAUAAUACAGCUGAUUUACGUGCUAUAACUGUUUAUUUAUGGAAAAUUGUUAAUGUCGAAAAUUGUGCUCUAUUUGAUAAACAUGUUCCAUUAAAUCCAUCCAUGCGUCGAUAUUCUCAAUCACAUCAAACAGGACGUCGUAUGACACUUACAUCAACAUUAAUAAAUUCAAAUAAAAAUCCUUAUCAAACAAUAACUGAUAUGUAUAAAAAUUCAUCAAAUAAUCAUGCUAAACAACAUAUAUCAACAACAGAUCAUAUACAAAAUUUAACACGUUUAAUGCAAACAAAUCGUACAACAACAAUAUCUGGAAUAUUAAUGAAUUCAUCUUAUAUUCAUCCAUCGGAUAAUACUCAACCAUUAUGUUUUUCAGCUGAUCUGGAAGAAUUAAAAUAUUUAUUUGAUUUUCCUGAAGAAGUUGCUAUGCGUUUAACUGAAAUUGAACAUGAAAUAUUUCUUAGUGUGCCACCAUUACAAUACUUGAGGCAUUUAACACUUGAUAUGUCAUUCUUAGCAGCAAAUGAUACUUCCACACAAGGAAAAAGUAUUCGAAUUCUUGUACAACGUUUUCAAGCUGUUGGAUCAUUUAUUCAACAAUUAAUUGUUUCACAAGCAAGCUUUCAAGAACGUAAAGCAAUUGUAGCAUCUAUACUUCGAUGUGCUAUUACUUGUUGGUAUAUGGGAAAUUUUAAUAGUGCUAUGCAAAUAUUAGCUGGAUUAAAAAUUGAAGCAUUUCGUCCAUUGUGGUUAACAAUAACUGAUGAAAUUCCAGGUUUUAAAUUUCUUACCGAUGCAUUUAAUUCAAAUGAAAAAACUCCUCAAUAUUGUGAUGCUGUUAGUCGAGCAUUAGAUAUUCCAACAUGUAAAGUUGUACCAUUUUUUGGUACAUUUCUUAAAGAUCUACGAACAAUAUUAAGUAGUGUACCAAGUAUUGUUGUUUUAUGUAAUCGUAAUACACAAAAACCAAUUGAAACUGUUGCUGAUUUUCAAAAUCAAGAACAUUUUUUAACACGUAUUGGCGUUGGUGGUUUAAUAAAUACACGAAAAAUUGAACUAGUUCAUAUGGUUUUAAAAGAUGUAGCUAUGUUUCACAACCGUCAACGUCGUCAACCAUUAUUCAAAUGUUGUAAUGAUCUUAAUCGUAUUAAAAUACCUUCAUCAUCAUUAAUACCAGAUAUGAAAGAAAAACAUUCAGCUACUGUUUGUGCUGGGUCUGAUACUGGUUCACCUGAUAAAAUACCAAAACCAAAAUAUAAUCGUCAUCAAUCAUUUCCAUGUGCAUCGACAACAGUCAAUGAAUAUGAUCAACAUUGUACAGCUAAUAUAGCUAUUAAAGUUAUUGGAGAUAAUGAAACAGCGAAUGUAAAUGAUGAUGAUACAGUAUUAAAUACAAAUUCAGUAUUACCAUAUCGUUCAUCACUUGAUAUUGAUGAACCGGAAACAUUUUAUUGUUUAAAUGUAUCUUUUUAUCAACCAAUAACACAACCAAAACAUAAUCAUGAAGUAUCACUAUUAUCCAUGCAUCAUAUUGUUGAUUUUAAUAAUUUACAACUACUUCGAAAUGGUACAACCUUAAUUCUUUACGAUGAAGAUACGAUGCAUACAUGUUUGGUCACUGUACGACUUGAACUUGAUAAUUGUACAUUAACUUGGACAAAACCUUCAUGGGAUACUCAUCGAAGUCUUGAAAAUGUAAAUACAGCAAAUCAAGUGUCGAGUGAAGCAGCACAUUAUUCAAUAUUAAUGAAACGUUAUAUAUUACGAGAUGUAGCAUUUGUCGAUAUGGAUGAAGGAUUUAUUCAAUUAAAAUAUGUUAAACAUAUUCGAAGUGGUAUACUUCAUUGUGAUCUUCUUCCAGUAAUAAAACGUUAUAAAUUAACUGAUAUAUCAAAUCCAGAAAAUUGCUUUACUAUUAUUUAUGGUUCAUCAAUUAGUGAAAAUAAAUCACUUUGUUUUAUUAGUCCAAAAUAUAUUUCACAAAUUUGGUAUACAAGUAUUGAUAAAUUAAUAACACAAUAUCGUAAACAUCGUUUAUGUUCGGAUCGACGUAUUGUUUGGCUUAAAAAUCAAUAUUUAUCAUUAUAUCAUGAAAAUGAACGUUUUCAAGGUCCAACACCAAUGAAUGCUAUACUUGUAUUUGGUGGUCGGCAAUGGAAUUCAAGUUCAUUAUUUUCCUACGAACGUGAUCAUCCAUCAUCAAAAAAAACUAGUAGUGUAAUGAAAUCAUGGUCAAAUUUAGCUUUAAGAAGACGAAAUAAAUUUGAACAAGAUCGUAAAGCAAGUUUUUCCACUGAAUCCGAUCCAACAGUUGUAUCAAAAUACCAACAACAAAAUUCAACAAUAGGUUUACGUAGUAAAUCUAAAACACUUGAUUAUAGUAAACCAAAAUCAAAUCUCGUUACACAAAAUAUCAAAUCUCCACGUUCAUUAAUACAUCAUCAAAAUAAUUCGAAACAACGUCCUGGUACAACAAAUCAUCCAUCUACACAACGUACAACAACAACAAAUACAUUAAAUAAUUUAAUUAAUACAAAACGUUUAGCUCAUCGUUUAGCAUCAACAAAUUCAAAUAAUCAAGUUCAAGAUUCAUCAUCACCAUGGAUUAUUAAUGAAACAUAUAUGGAUUUUCCUGAAUUUGUUGAAUUAUUCAAAUCAUUUUAUUUUCAUUGUCGACGUGAUUUAAAAGAUUUAUUUGAUAAAUUUGCAUCGGAAAUUAAUCUUGAACAAGAUUAUACAAUUAAAGAACAAUAUAAAAAUGAUUCAUUAGAUAUAUCAAGACAUUUAACUGGUUUAAUAACAAGAAAUAUUGUUGAUGAUAUAACUGAUGCAAGUAUACGUCGAAUUUAUGAUAUGAUUGCGAUAUCAUCUAUACCAUGUUAUGCAAUAAGUACACAUACACGUGGAAAUUAUCUUAUAACAAAAGAACAAUUUCGUGAUUUUUUACUUGAACAUCAAAAAGAAGAGAAAAGUUCUUACGAAAUUGAACAAAUUAUUUAUCGUCAUGAACCUAAUCGACAAAAUCGUUUAAAUAAAGUUCUGUCAUUCGAAGGUUUUUCACGUUAUUUAUUAGAUAAAGAAAAUUAUGCUUUUGUUAAUGAACAUACGAAAGCCAAUGAACAAGAAAUGGAUAGUCCAAUAUCAUAUUAUUUUGUUGCAUCAUCACAUAAUACUUAUUUAACUGGUCAUCAAUUACGUGGUGAAUCAUCUGUUGAAAUGUAUCGUGAAGUAUUAUUAUCUGGUUGUCGAUGUGUUGAACUUGACUGUUGGGAUGGUGAUGAUGGUUAUCCAGUUAUAUAUCAUGGUCGUACAUUUGUUAGUAAAAUAUCAUUUAAACUUGUUGUUGAAGUUAUUAAUGAAAGUGCAUUUUUAACAUCACCCUAUCCUGUUAUAUUAUCAAUUGAAAAUCGUUGUACGAUAAUGCAACAAGCCCGCAUGGCACAAAUAUUUGUUAAAGUAUUUGGUGAUAAAUUAAUCACAAAAUAUAUGUUUGAUACAGAUUUUUAUGAAGAUCCAUCUUUACCAUCACCAAAUCAAUUAAAAUAUAAAAUUUUAAUAAAAAAUAAGAAAAUAAAUAAAAUGCAUUCAACAACACAAUUAAGUAAACAAAAAGUACAAUUAAGUGUUAAUUAUAGAAAUUCAGUUUAUUCAUCACCUGAUGAUAACGAAGAAGAUGAUGAUUCUGAUGAUGAUGAACUUAUUGAUGAUUUUAAUGAUGAUCAACUACUUAGUGGAGAAUCACAACGUUCAAAUUCAAUGACUGAUUCACCAAUGUAUAAUUUAAAAAAACCAAAUGUUCCUGUACCUGUCGAUCAAGAUGGUGAUGAUGAUUUACGAUCAUAUCAACAACGUCGUUAUAGUAUAUUAAAUACUGAACCACGACAACGUUUGAAAAGUAGUAGUUCAAUUGAUGCUAAUCAAAUAUUAAAAGCAAAUAAAUCAACUGCAGUUAUUGCUAAAUUACCAACUAUAAUCGUUGCUAAAGAACUAUCUGAUAUUGUUGUUUAUACACAAGCAAUUAAAUUUCGAGGAUUAAGUUGUUCAUCAACAUCGACUAGUAUGGCUGGUGGUAAACCAAUUCGAAAAGUUACUAAACGUAAUAUUCAACAACUUGUUGCACAACCUAGUACCACGAGUACGAGUACAGAAAGUUCUCGAUCAAUUGAUCAAGUUUCACCAUGCCAUCAAAUAGUAUCAUUAAUUGAAAAUAAAGCGAAAAAAUUAUGUAAAAAUCAAGCUAUGGAUAUGAUUGCACAUACUGAAACACAACUUGUACGAUGUUAUCCAAGUGGAUUUCGUGUUGAUUCAUCAAAUUUUAAUCCAUUACAUCUUUGGACAUAUGGCAUUCAAUUAGCAGCAACCAAUUAUCAAACACUUGAUCCUGGACAAAUUCUUAAUUUAUCUAUGUUUGAACAAAAUGGUAAUUGUGGUUAUGUAAUAAAACCAAGUAUUUUUUGGGAUAAAGAACAUCCUCAAUAUGGUCAUUUCAAUCCAUCAGUUAUCGAACGUGAAGGUCAAUGUUUUGAAUUAACCAUUACUGUUAUUUCUGGUCAAUAUUUAACACAGAAUGUUAGUUCAACAACAAGUGUUUAUAUUGAAGUUGAACUUCUGGGUAUACCAAUUGAUUGCAUGUCAAGAAAAACAAAACCAUCGGUUAAAAAUUCACUGAAUCCAAUCUGGCAAGAAACAUUUGUCUUUCAGCUUUUCUUCGUUGAAUUAGCAUUUGUUCGUUUUCAUAUCUAUGAUGCUGGAAGUAAUCAUUUAAUGUCACAACGUGUAAUGCCAUUAAAAUGUCUUCGACCUGGUUAUCGACAUGUUCGAUUACGAGAUAUUACAAAUGUUCCAUUGGAAUUAGCAACAUUAUUUAUUUAUUCGAAAAUAACUGAAACAAUUCUUAUUCGAAAUACCGAACAAGAUUUAUCAACAUCAAAUACACCACAUUUAUUUCGUACUAAAAUUUUAAGACGUACAAUUGAUCCACCGGAAGCUGUUGCUGCAAGUCGAGAAUCAAUUCGACCAAAACAUAAAACAUUUGAAGUUAAAGUCUAUGGAAAAGAUGGACGUGAUGAAGAAUUUCGACCAUUUGCUGUAACACAAUAUACAACAAUUGAAGAACUUUUAGAAAUGAUUGCUAAAGCAAAUGAUUUCUUAAAAGUUGGUGAAACAAUAAAUGAUAUUGUAUUAACAGAAUCUUCUAAAACAUGGAAAAAGAAAUCAUCUUCAUCAUCGAAAAAUGUGGAUGUAGCACCACGAAUAUUAGAAAAACAUGAACGUAUUCUUGAAGUUAUUGAUCGAGUUGGACGUGAAACCGUUAUUCUAUGUAAAAAGAAAACACCAACACAACAACAUUUAUCAUUAUCAACUUUAAUGGAUAAAAAUAUUCAAAAUUGGGAUAAUUGUGAUCGAACAUUUCUUGUUACUAUUUAUAAUAUUUCACCUAUUCAAAAACAUACUACAUUUCGAACACCUACUAAUUCAACUGCUAUUCAUGUUAUAACACAAUUAAUGACAAAAAUUCGUAUGGCAGGUAUGCCAAAUGAUUAUGGACUUGUAGAAGAAACAGAUUUAAAUACAACUAAUACUACACGACGUAUACCAAUAAAACGUCGUUUAUUAGCUGAUGAUGAAAAAAUCUAUGGUAUUCAACGUUUAUGGACAUCGACAAAUUCAAAAUUUGUAUUAGUUAAAAAAGCUGAAUAUUCCGAAACAAAUAAUAAUAAAGCAUUUACAGAUAAAUUUUUAUUUCGUUCAUUAACAAGACAAAAAUCAAUUGAUCGUGGAUCACAUGAAGAUCUUCAUCUUGAUCAUCAAUCUAAACAAAGAACAACGAAUAAUUUAAAUUCUAAUAUAGUAUUAAAUGGUACUGUUAGUAAUAAUAAUAAUAAUAAUAAUAAUAAUAAUCGAGCAACACUUGCACCAACACCACCUAUUCCUAAAAAUCAUCAUAAUAAUAAACGUUCAUUAAAAACAAUCUUAUCAACAAUUAAAUCUUGA